AUGGCGCCUGCUGCUACCGACGCUGAGGGCGUGGACCAGACGGUCCUCACUCUCCGCAAAGUCCUUACCUCCGAGUCAGAGCCACUGGCUCGCCGAUUCCGCGCCCUCUUCUCCCUCAAGCACCUGGCCUGCUUGCAGCCCCCUACCGGGCAGACCCUCCCCGCGAUCGAAGCGAUUGCUGCCGGGUUCGCGUCGCGUUCGGCUCUGCUCAAGCAUGAGCUCGCAUAUUGUCUCGGCCAGACCAGGAACGCCGAGUCGGUCGCGCACCUCCAGCAGGUGGUGAAGGAUUCCGAGGAGGAUGCGAUGUGCCGCCAUGAGGCUGCAGAGGCUCUGGGCGCCUUGGGUGAUGCGGGCAGCUUGGAUAUUCUGAAGAAACUCAGAGAUGAUGCCUCGGAGCUGGAGAUCAUCCGCGAGACCUGUGACAUUGCCGUCGACCGCAUCCUGUGGGAGAACUCCGACGAGAAGAAGGCUGAGAAAUUGAAGCCCAGUGAUUUUACCUCUAUCGACCCUGCCCCUCCAAUGCCUCUGGCGGCCAGCGAGCCCUCCAUCCCCGACCUGGAAAAGACCCUGCUUGACACCAAGCUCCCACUAUUCCAAAGAUACCGGGCCAUGUUUGCUUUGCGAGACCUGGCAUCACCCCCUGAUCUCCCCACCGCUGUCGCUGCCGUCAACGCUCUCGCCCAAGGCCUCAAGGACCCCUCUGCUCUUUUCCGUCAUGAAAUUGCUUUCGUCUUCGGCCAACUUUGCCACCCUGCCUCCAUCCCCUGUCUCACAGCUGCCCUGAGUGACCAGCAAGAGGCAGGAAUGGUGCGACACGAGGCAGCCGAGGCUCUGGGCAGUCUGGGCGAUGAAGAUGGCGUCGAAGACACUCUGAAGAAAUUCCUGAAUGACCCUGAGCAGGUGGUCCGAGACAGUGUGAUUGUGGCUCUGGACAUGGCCGAGUUUGAGAAGAAUGGUGAGAUUGAAUAUGCGCUGGUGCCUGACGGAAAUAUACCUGCUGCUGUCCCCGCAGCCUGA
Molecule: messenger RNA, 1017 nt
Organism: Penicillium alfredii
Lineage: Eukaryota; Fungi; Ascomycota; Eurotiomycetes; Eurotiales; Aspergillaceae
Product: deoxyhypusine monooxygenase
Exons: 2
Coding region: 1-1017 (338 amino acids)
Biological process (GO): peptidyl-hypusine biosynthetic process
Molecular function (GO): deoxyhypusine monooxygenase activity
Source: RefSeq, a predicted model, not a curated record